AUGGAGUAUCAGGUUGAAUAUACUUCUAACGAUUCUGCUAAAUCUGAGAAGGAGGCUUUUGUACAGAACUCGUAUAAUCAAACAAAUGGAAAAGGAAGGAGGAGAUUCCUUUAUGUUUUGUCCGUUGCAGCUAUAUGCCUUGUAGCAGGUUCUGCAUUUUACUUUACACGAACAGAAAAAACAAAUGAUGAUAACAAUAGCGAUGAUGUGAUUAUUAACACUUUGUUGAAAAGUCCAGGAGGAAAAAAAUUUAUUAUUUCCAAGUUAACCGAACUGGUUGCUUCAUAUGAUAAGGAAGGAAACCUCCAGGAGCAGAAACCAUCCAACGAAUUGAUUUCUUUUGUGGACAGAAAUGAAAAGAGUGAAGAAAAUUUCAGAAAACGUUUUGGAAAUUUAAAAAAUGGAAAGAAAAUUGUGGAUAUCAAUUUUGCCGACUCCAGAUUUUUGAUGACGAAUUUGGAAAAUGUAAAUUCAUUCUAUCUUUUUAUAAAAGAACAUGGAAAGAAAUAUCAAACACCAGAUGAAAUGCAACAGAGAUAUUUAUCUUUUGUAGAAAAUUUAGCAAAAAUAAAUGCACACAAUAAUAAAGAAAAUGUUUCGUACAAAAAAGGAAUGAAUCGUUUUGGAGAUAUGUCCUUUGAAGAAUUUGAAAAAAAAUAUUUGACCUUAAAAACCUUCGACUUUAAAUCAAAUGGUUUAAAAUCUACACAAUUGAUCAGCUACGAUGACGUAAUUAACAGGUACAAGCCAAAGGAUGAUAAGUUCGAUCAUACUAAAUACGAUUGGAGACUACACAGAGGUGUUACUCCUGUGAAGGACCAAGGGGAUUGCGGAUCUUGCUGGGCAUUUAGCACAGUAGGAGUGGUUGAAUCACAAUAUUUAAUCAGGAAAAACGAAUUAGUAUCCAUAAGCGAGCAACAAAUGGUAGAUUGCUCCUUACAAAACAAUGGCUGCGAUGGAGGUUUCAUCCCCCGUGCCCUUGAGGACAUCAUUGAAAUGAAAGGACUGUGCUCAACUGAAGCUUAUCCAUAUGUAGGAGAAGUUCCAGAAAAAUGCAAAUAUGAUAUGUGUGAUAGGAAGUACAAAAUUAAUAGCUUCUUUGAAAUUCCUGAAUUCAAAUUUAAAGAGGCUGUUAGGUAUCUUGGACCCAUAAGUGUGAAUAUAGCUGUAAGUGAUGAUUUUGCUUUUUACCAGGGAGGUAUAUUUAACGGGGAAUGUGGCCGUACGACGAACCAUGCCGUCAUUCUUGUCGGUUUUGGAGCUGAAGAUGUGUACGACUCUGAUAUGAAUACUACCAGGAAGCGCUACUAUUACAUUAUUAAAAACUCCUGGGGAGUUUCGUGGGGUGAAAGAGGAUUCAUUCGUAUGGAGACCGACAUAAAUGGGUACAGAAAGCCCUGUCUCCUUGGCCUGGAAGCCUUCGGUGUCCUCGUGGAGUAA
Plasmodium knowlesi strain H is the source of this 1440-nucleotide messenger RNA. RefSeq names its product falcipain-like protein. The coding region runs from base 1 to 1440 and encodes 479 amino acids. Gene Ontology annotation, molecular function: cysteine-type endopeptidase activity. The transcript has a single exon. Gene Ontology annotation, cellular component: lysosome. The record is from RefSeq and is a predicted model, not a curated record. Lineage: Eukaryota; Apicomplexa; Aconoidasida; Haemosporida; Plasmodiidae.